Molecule: messenger RNA, 1184 nt
Organism: Didymodactylos carnosus
Lineage: Eukaryota; Metazoa; Rotifera; Eurotatoria; Philodinida; Philodinidae
Source: the annotation of a GenBank genome assembly
UAAUACCUAACCGGGAAUUGUCCAGGAAAUAUCGAGGAAAUGCGUAGUGAAUGAUGGUCAUUUCUCAAUUCCUCAGGGAAUUAUAUAUAUUUGUAUGGUAUUAUUAGGAAUUGGGAGAAUUCCUAUUGCUCAGUCCUCGGACACUGCUGUAAGGAAUUCUUCUAUUUUAUGCUUUCUAAUUAUUUUCAAAUAAAGGCGACAAAAAAUACUCGAUCGGAUAAAAUAAAAUCGAGAGACAAAUCUUAUGGAUCUUUAUAUGAAACAAGAACCAUCGGUACGAGAAAGAAGUGAGUAAUCUAAUUUUAUUUAUGUAUCAUUUUGAAAUUUCUUUGUAUUACUAUUUCAGAUGGUCUGCUUUCAAGCCAUCAAGGUGGUUUGUACCUGCAAUUAUCCUUCUUGCUCUUCUUAUUGCUGUAGCUGUUGCCGGAAUUGCUGCUGGUGCUGCGAUUACUUUGAAAAAACCAACGACAACAGGAACAACUACAAUCGCAAUAACUCAAACGACAACUUCGCAAACAACAGUGACACAGACAACAACAACAUCAGUGACAACAACAACAAUAACAACAACAACGUCAGUCACAACGACUACGACAACAACUUCAGUCACGACUACUACAACUACAACAACAACAACAACAACAUCGACAACGUCAGUCACAACGACUACGACAACAACUUCAAUCACGACCACUACAACAACAACAGCGACAACUAUACGACCAGUAAUAUGCCCAUCAGCUGUCUGGCAUCCAAGCGGAACUACAGUUGCUGGAUCAUCUAGUGGCACUCCUGGUUCAACGCCAUCACUAUUACGAGGAGCAUAUGACGUUCUAGUAGAUUCAGCGCUCAAUGUGUAUGUAGCAGACUACUUGAAUUAUCGUUACAUGAACUGGUCCCAAGACAGUACAAACGGAACAGUAAUUGGUCCACAGUCUGGCUUCGGUGGAUCCACAGACACACAGCAUCUGAAUACAGCCACAACUGCAUGUUUCGACUCGACUGAAUCAAAUUUAUACCUAUCAGAUACGUUCAAUUGUCGUAUUCUGAAAUUGAAUAUAGCGUCAGGCAAUAUCACAGUUGUUAUUGGUCCAGGAUGUAGUAAUGCUAUGAACCGGUUCGAUUGGUGUGAUGGACUAUAUGUCGAUCGUCAGUAUCCAUCAUCUUUUUUUAAUUUAAUUUAA